AUGUCUGCCGUCCAGAAGCCCACACGACCGCGCCGCUUCGGGACAGCCAUGCGCUUCACACGCAUCCGUGCACAUCUCGCCGACGCGCCAUACCUCAUGUCCGGCCUCGACUACCGAGGUCGCCCCAAGGAGCCGCUGCCCCCGGAUCCCGCCCCCCUCACGUUCUUCGACGUCUGUCAGCAGCUAGGGCCGGACUUUUUCGCUCGACGCGCCAGCCAGGCGCUGGCAACCAGGUAUGGUUUCAAUACCGCAAUGCUCAGGAACGUACCCCAGGGCACGAGUUUGCGUGGCCCCAAACCCGCACCGCACAAAAACGACACUGCUUCGAGAAUUCGCCAGCAUCCCAUUAGCGCCAAAGUGGGAUUAGAGCCGAAGGGCACUGGCCCCAAGGACCAUGGUAAGGUGGUGGUGCCCUUGACAACGUCCAAGUCGGAAAAUGGAGCCCGGCCUACGCAAUCCCCACGUCCCGAUAAAAUGCGUGUCGUACCAAUUCGCACGCAAUUCCAGACGGGCAACGGGUUUGGCCCGCGGAGCAAACCACGGAAUCCUGACGAGAUGGAUCUCGACAAUAUGCCGAGCCCUAGGACCGCCAUGCCGCCCCCCGCCAACCGUAGGGCGGCGCCGCCACCUGGCGCUCGAGCUAUGCCCGCGGUGAGGACUCCGAAGGCUUUACCCAUCGGUGGUGGAAAGGUGCUGCCUGUCGGCUCGGCAGUUGUGUCUCCCAACAUUAAGCGUUCCACGCGACCUGUUCCCAAGGGAGUUACGCCGACCGGUGCCAAGGGUGCCUCACAGCCCAUGGCCGGUAAGAAUGUGCCUCCUGUCCGGCGUGGAAGUCUGUCGCCCAUCCACAAGGCAUCUAAGCCGCGAAAGCUAUGGCCCUUCGGCAAGGCAACUGCACCGGCCGAUUCUGGUAAGAAAUCACCUCGUGGCAUUCGCGGAAGUCCACCACCCGUCCACAAGGGCCCUGUACCAGCCUCGAUCAAGGGCCCAGUCCCGGCCGCUGGCAAGAGCACUGUGCCACCCGCUGCCAAGGGAACUACACCGACCGCUGGAAAGGGCACGAUAGCAAUCGCUGGCAAAGGCACGCUACCGCUCGCCGGCAGGGACACGGUGCCACCCGCUGGCAAGGAUACGGUAGCAACCGUCAGUAACGGCACCACGCCGGUUGUUGGCGAUGGCAUCACACCGACCGCUACCAAGGGUGUUGGACCGUCUGCCAGCAAGAAUGCUGAAUCAUCCAGCGGCGAUAAGAAUUCGUCUUCCGGGGGUAUUGGGAGACUUUGGCCCUUUGGCAAAGGUAAUACACCGCCUGCUGCUGUCAAAGAUGCCGCACAGUCCGUCGAUGGCAAGAGCGCCGCCCAAACCAUCGCCAGAAAGGGGACCACUCCACCAGUCACAGGUAAAGAGAGCGUACAGCCCGUUGUCGGUAAAGUAUCCACGCCGCCUGCUGUUGGUAACGGGGUGAGUCAGCCUGUCGCUGGGAAGGGAAUCACGCCACCCGUCGCUGGCAAAGGUAAGACAAAGCCGGCCGUCGAUAACAAAACAACGCCGCACGCAGCCGGGAGGGCGAUCACGGAGUCAGUCGCCGGUAAGGGAGCCGCGCCACCUGCCGCUAGUAAGGGCCUGAUGCAGCUCUUUGGCGGUAAGGGAGCAUCGCCGCCCGCCGCUGGCAAUGGUAGCGCACAGCCAGCCCCCGGUAAAGAAACAACGGCUCUUACUGCCGGUAAGGGAGGUGUACAAUCCGUCGCCGUGAAGGGAACCAUGCCCGCAGCUCGUAAAGGAAGCGCACAGCCAGUUGUCGCCAAGGGUCCAACGGGUCUUGCUGCCGGCAAGGGAGCCGCGCAGCCCGUUGGCGUCAAAGGAACCAUGCCCACCGCCGGUAAGAGGACUGCACUGCCCAUUGGCGUCAAAGAAAACACACCCGCGGCUGGUAAGGGGGCAGUACAGCCAGUUGCCGGCAAGGGGAAUACGCCCGCCCUCGCCAACAAAGGAGCUAUGCAGCCCGUCGGCGUCAAAGGAACCGCGCCCGCCGCUGUGAAGGGGACCGCACCUCCUAUCUCUGGCAAGGUAGCCACGCUCUCAGUCGCCGAUAAAGGAGCCUUGAAGACCGUUGCUGUCAAGGGAACCACGCCUGUCGUAGGCAAGGCGGUUGCACCGCCAGUAGUCGGUAAGAAUGCCACGGCCGCCGGCGGCAAGGGGACCACGCCUCCCACCGCCGGUAAGGGAAUAGGACAACUCGUCGGCAAAGGCACUACACCGGCCGUCGCAAAGGGGAAAGCGCCUUCUGUCCCAAGUGGAAGCCUGCCACCCAGCGGCAAUAAGGGCUGCGCAGCGCCAGUCGCUGGUAAAAACUUGGCUCCAGCAGUUCCAGCGGGCAGUGUCCGGGCCGCCGGUACCAAGUCGGGAGCAACCGCCGGGACACCCAAUGCCAAGCUCGUCGGACCUGGUCCGCACUCCGGUGCCCAGGCGAAAAAGUAG
Messenger RNA from Purpureocillium takamizusanense, 2478 nucleotides. RefSeq lists its product as uncharacterized. The record is from RefSeq and is a predicted model, not a curated record. Lineage: Eukaryota; Fungi; Ascomycota; Sordariomycetes; Hypocreales; Ophiocordycipitaceae. The transcript has a single exon. Bases 1 to 2478 code for a protein of 825 amino acids.